Molecule: messenger RNA, 2011 nt
Organism: Paramecium primaurelia
Lineage: Eukaryota; Ciliophora; Oligohymenophorea; Peniculida; Parameciidae
Source: the annotation of a GenBank genome assembly
UAUGAAUAAAUAGAGACGUUAGAAAAUACUUCCUAUUCAAUAACUUUAGGCUAAACUUAAAUAGUUGAAAUAAAGUAUAAGAGCUAGUGAAAUCAAAUCUUUAAGAUCAUCUUGCCUUUUGACUGAAACCACUCCAAUAGACAAAUUGGACAAAAUCAAAAAACUAAAUCCUAAUAGUAGUGUUGAUGGCAAGACUAUGUAUCUCAAACCUUCUUUUAAAACAAAGAUGAAAACUUCAAAAAGGUAUUUCUAAAUCAAUUUUUAGUCCAUAAUCUAUGAAAUUAAAAACAAGUUCUGUACUAACUUAAAAAAAAACAUUUCCUUCACCUUAAAAACCUCUUAAAGAUAUAGUAAAACAUUAUAUUAAGAGUAAAAUUCCAAAAAGUAGAACUCCAUCUAAAUCACCUCCAUAAAAGAUAAAGAAAUUAUCAAGUCCAUAAUAAAGACAAGUUAGAAGUUAAAGUAAAAAGAAAAUCAAAUAUAAAACUACUAUUAGUUCACCUAAUAAAGUUAAUAAGAAAAGCAAAAAAUAGAAAACUUAAAAUCAAUAUUAUUAACCAUAAAUAAGUAAGGUAAGUUCUAUUAGAUUAAAUACUUUUUCAGUGAGUGAAGAUCCACAUAAAAUGUUAAUGAAUUAGAUUAUUGAUGAAUUACAAUAGAUGAAUGAGAAAUAAAUCAUAGAAUUAUAAUCUUUUUUAAAGAAUAUAAAAUAAUAAAAAAUUGAUGAAGCAAUAUAAACAAGUUUACAUGAAAAAAUAGAUAUUUAAUUGAAACAUCAAUAAAAAGCAUUUCAUGAAAGUUUACCAUUAAAUAUUAUUAAUGAAAUUUGUCAUUAAAGAGAAUCAACUAUAAAUGUAAGAGUUAAAAUGUAAAUGGAUGCAUUUUCUACUUUAUUAGAAUAACAAAAAAUCUCUCCAAGAUCUUUUAAUAAAAAUGGAUAAGUUUUAGAAUAAUGGAAAACAUAGUCAACAGAUAAAUUACAUAAAUGUUAAGAAUUAUUACAAAAAAUGUAAAAUGUAACAAAUAAAAUUCAAUAAAAAACUAUUUAAGAUUUGAAACUCAUUUAAGAAUUAGAAUCAAACAAUUCAAUUGUAAUUUAAUAGUUAUGUAAAUUAUAAAAUAAAUUUAGAAUAAAUGUCAUGUGAUUCAAGUUAUUUGGAGUCUUAAGAUUUAUAUUUACAUUUUCCAAUAUAAAAUUAAUAAUAAGAUUUCAAAAGAAAAGAUAUAGAUUUUGAAUUUCAAGCAACUCCAUAUAAUCUAGAAAUCUAGACAAAUGUUGGAACUGUAAAUUUAUUUGUAGAAUUAUUGUGUGUUAGCAUUUUAAGUAAAAUUUAUAUUUAUUAUAAUUAGAUGAUGAUUUAACUUAAUUUAUUUAGAGAAUGAAUUAUCCUUAUGGUUUAUAGCCAUAUGAUAAAAUAAGAAAGAUUCAUGGAUAUAAUAUUGUUGAAGAUAAAAAAUAUGAAUAUCCAAUAUAGGAUUGUGUAUUCUAAGAAAUAUAGGUAUGAUAAUAUCAUAGAUUAAGCAAAGUAGUAAUCCGUAUGAAUAAAUUCAUAAUAAAGCUAUUUUUGAUACUUUUAAUGAGAUUCUAAAUUUAUAUAGACCAUUUUAUUAUUGUGAUGGUCAACCAUAUCCUUGGGAAUUCAAUAGAAAUCUAAUAGUUACUAUAUACAAUGAGGAUAAUGUGAGUCUUUUAUUAGAGAAGGCUAAGGAAAAAGUGAUAUAGUAUGCAUCAACAUUAUGUGGAUUAAUAAAUGAUGAUGAUGAUAAUAUUUAAUCAAGUUUAAAUUAUGAGGAAGUAUUGUAAAGUUUGAUGAAUUCUGAUUAUUUAUAGUAAUUAAGAAACGAAAGACUUUAAUUGUGCAUAAAGAAUGAAGUAUGAAAUAUAAUAAAUGUAUAGUUAGAAGAGAAUGAAUAUGAAUGGAGAUAUCAUGAUAAAACAGAAACAUUGGUUGAGAUAACAGAUUGUAUCUUUGAAGAUUUGGUAAAUGAAUUAAUGGUUGAAUUGUAUUGA